Molecule: messenger RNA, 1473 nt
Organism: Penicillium argentinense
Lineage: Eukaryota; Fungi; Ascomycota; Eurotiomycetes; Eurotiales; Aspergillaceae
Product: putative F-box and JmjC domain protein
Exons: 2
Coding region: 1-1473 (490 amino acids)
Cellular component (GO): nucleus
Molecular function (GO): cis-regulatory region sequence-specific DNA binding; protein binding
Source: RefSeq, a predicted model, not a curated record
AUGCCUGACAUCACAACGCUACCGAUUUAUCCACCAGCCCAAGACGGGGAUCACGGCGAUGAGGCCAUCCCCAGCCAUCCGUUGGGCGUCAAGCCUAGUGGCAACGCCCUGCUAGCCUCGUGGAGUCUCCGCAGCGCCAUCGGAUCCUUCCAGUUGCUGCCAGACGAUUUAAUUCUACUACUAUUGGAAGAAUUGGACGCCCCCAGUCUUCUACGGAUCGGGCGCACAUGUAAAGCCUUCUACGCCUUCACACGGGCGGAAGAAUUGUGGAAGGCUCUUUUCGUCGGGUCGCCGCCAGCAACAUUCACUUGGCGAGGAUCUUGGCGAUCCACCUAUCUCAAUUUGCCUGCCUCGAAAGUGCCCAUGGUGGAUUGCUCCCAUCUGUACUCCGAUGCACUCUACCGACCCUUCAAUUGCGCCCACAUUGUGUUAGAUCCCUAUGUCACCAAGAUCCCUGCACGCAACCAAAUCCCGCGACUGUCAGACCUCUCACCAGGAGAAUUUCAUGAGAAAUGGGCUGACACUCCCUUUGUUCUAACCGAACCCGUCAAGUCAUGGCCCGUCUACAAGGACUGGACCGUUGGCACCCUGUUGGGCCGCUACGGCCAGGGCACAUUCCGCGCAGAGGCUGUGGACUGGCCCCUGCGAACCUACGGUGACUACAUGGCCGACAACGCGGAUGAGAGUCCUCUGUAUCUAUUCGACUGUGGAUUUGUUUCCAAAAUGGGGUUGGCUGUCGGCGCACCGGAGUCAACUCCCAACGCGGCGUAUUGGCCACCAGCCUGCUUCGCCGAAGAUCUGUUCUCGGUCGUAGGAAGUGACCGACCCGAUCACCAAUGGCUCAUCGUCGGGCCGGAACGAUCGGGAAGCAAGUUCCACAAGGAUCCCAAUGCCACAAGCGCGUGGAAUGCAGUCAUCCGUGGACCAAAGUAUUGGAUCAUGUUCCCCUCCGGCGACAAGCGACCUCCGCCACCCGGUGUGUAUGUAUCGGAUGAUCAGAGCGAAGUGACCUCGCCACUAAGUAUCGCGGAGUGGCUUCUCAACUUUCAUGCAGAGGCAAGACGUACUGCCGGCUGCAUGGAAGGUAUCUGUGGCGAAGGAGAGAUUCUGCACGUCCCCUCGGGCUGGUGGCAUUUGGUCGUAAAUCUUGAAGCAUCCAUUGCCAUUACUCAGAACUUUAUUCCCCGUGCGCAUCUCGGUGCAGCCCUCGACUUUCUGUCUAACAAGGCCGAUCAAGUCUCAGGGUUCCGCAAGAAUGUGGUUAACCCAUACGAGAAGUUUAUCAGCGGCAUGCGUGAGACAUACCCUGAGCUCCUUGAGCAAGCCCUGGAGGAGCUGCAGAAAAAAGCAGAGGGAAAGAAGCGCAAGUGGGACGAUAUUGUCCAUGGAAAGGCAGAAGGAGAGACAGAAGAACAAAAUGCUGGAGGUUUCAGCUUUGGAUUUGGAGACGAUAGUGAUGUUGAAGUGCCAUGA